Molecule: messenger RNA, 1330 nt
Organism: Sesamum indicum (sesame)
Lineage: Eukaryota; Viridiplantae; Streptophyta; Magnoliopsida; Lamiales; Pedaliaceae
Product: AmmeMemoRadiSam system protein B
Source: RefSeq, a predicted model, not a curated record
GGGUGGGCGUGGGGGUCACUUUGCGUCAGAAUCUAUCUAAUCUUUCUGCUCUCAUCAACUUUAUUAUUAUUAUUAUUCUUUUACAUCUUUUUUCUACCAAUUUAUACUGUGAAAGAGAAGAAGCGUCUCCCUCAUCAUUAGGGCUUUUACAUAACAUGGAGAAGAUCAGAAGAGCAUCUCAUGCUGGUUCAUGGUACACCGACAACCCAAAAAAACUAGCUGAAGAGCUUGAUGGGUGGCUUAGGGCUUCCGGCCUUGCAAAAUCUUCCGAUGUAAGAGGUGUAAUUGCACCUCAUGCAGGUUAUUCGUAUUCUGGUCGUGCAGCAGCCUAUGCGUUUGGAAACAUAGACCCUGCAAACAUUUCUAGGGUGUUUCUUCUCGGUCCAUCUCACCAUUAUUACACUCCAAAAUGUGCACUUUCAAAAGCCACAGUCUAUAAGACGCCCAUUGGAGACCUACCAAUUGAUCAAGAAGUGAACGAGGAACUAAAAGCUACAGGCAAGUUUGAAUUCAUGGAUAUUCAUGUUGAUGAGGCUGAACAUAGCAUGGAAAUGCACCUGCCUUAUCUAGUUAAAGUAUUCCAGGGGCAUUCUGUGAAGAUUGUGCCCAUUUUAGUUGGUGCUCUUAGUGUUGAAAAUGAAGCCAUGUAUGGUCGCUUGUUAGCGAAAUAUGUUGAUGACCCUAAAAAUUUCUUUUCUGUAUCUUCAGAUUUUUGUCACUGGGGAUCCCGGUUCAACUACAUGCAUUAUGAUAAAAAAUAUGGAGCCAUCCACAAGUCUAUUGAGGCAUUGGAUAAAAUGGGAAUGGAUAUAAUAGAAACGGGAGAUCCAGAUGCAUUUAAGCAGUACCUCUUGGAGACGGACAAUACUAUUUGUGGACGGCAUCCAAUUAGUGUUUUUCUUCAUAUGUUGAAGAAUAGCUCAACAAAGAUAAAGAUUCAGUUUCUGCGAUAUGAACAAUCAAGCCAGUGCAAAUCAAUGAGAGACAGCAGUGUAAGUUAUGCAUCUGCAGCAGCGAAAGUAGAUGCUUGAAUUUGUGAAGGUACCCAAGCUGGUGUAGAUCAAUGAGGGACAGCAGUGUGAGUUAUGCAUCUGCAGCAGCAAAGUAGAUGCUUGAAUUCAUGGAAGGAGCACAAGAUCACUGUACCUGAACUGCUACGAUUCUAAUGUCAGUUGAAUGUAACUUCUAUUAAUAAUUUCUGGAAAUGUUAUGUUUAUUCUUGUUAUCCUUGUGAAGAAGUAAUUCUGGUGUCAGUGAUGAAUCUUCUGGAAUAUUGCUUUUAAGCUUUGUUCUGUUCAAUCUCUUUCAAAUGUAAGGUUUUAUUUGGUUA